Emiliania huxleyi CCMP1516 is the source of this 192-nucleotide messenger RNA. RefSeq lists its product as hypothetical. The transcript has a single exon. The record is from RefSeq and is a predicted model, not a curated record. Lineage: Eukaryota; Haptophyta; Isochrysidales; Noelaerhabdaceae. Bases 1 to 192 code for a protein of 63 amino acids.
AUGGCGCGCCGGCCCCUCGCCGCGAAGGGCGUCGCUCUCCCCCCUCCGUCCCCUCCCCCGCUCGGGCGUGCCCCCACCUCCGCCCCCUCCAGCCCUGUCCCCUCUCCCCCCCUCCCUUCGGCGUCCCUUCGGCGCAGCCUCUGCCUCCCCGAGAGCGCGCACCGGCCGGGCACCGGCCGCGCUCUCGACUAG